This is a messenger RNA of Exophiala oligosperma, 1622 nucleotides long. RefSeq lists its product as uncharacterized. Gene Ontology annotation, molecular function: protein farnesyltransferase activity. The transcript is spliced from 3 exons. NCBI's taxonomy places the organism in Eukaryota, Fungi, Ascomycota, Eurotiomycetes, Chaetothyriales, Herpotrichiellaceae. The coding region runs from base 193 to 1572 and encodes 459 amino acids. Gene Ontology annotation, biological process: protein farnesylation. Gene Ontology annotation, cellular component: protein farnesyltransferase complex. The record is from RefSeq and is a predicted model, not a curated record.
GAACAAUCUACGGCUGGAAUGAUUAACUUUUAGGCUGAGUGGCUUGGGACUUCCAAGAACAAUAUCAAGAACGCAGGGAGGAUUCCAUCGUGGCCAUUGGCAUCCCUUUGCUUCGAUGAGUCUAUUCUUGUUAAACCCUGGUAUACAUCAGAAUCUCUGAACAUUGGCGUGUGUUGCAUCAAGCUACUUGCCAUGGCGACAUCCGGCUUGUUCUCGAAGCCUAUGCCAGCAUAUUUUCGUCAAACGACUAAGCUUCUGGAUGCUUUAGAGACUGAAACCUCGAUGCUCCAAAGUGCGACCAUCAGUGAAUGUUUACCAUUGCUGACAGCUGUGGAAGACCCCUCGCGGAGUCCAUUUGACUUCAAUGAAUUUGGGCUGCCGAGUUUGGAGAAAGAAGAGCACAUCCAGUUCUUGCAAGAGAACCUGGCCGAACUUCCGGCUCCAUUCGUUGGCAUCGAUGCUAGCCGCCCAUGGAUGGUAUAUUGGGCACUGCUAGGUCUUCAUUUAUUGGGAGAAGAUGUGUCUCUGUUUCGUUCCAGGGUCGUCAAAACAUUCUAUUCGAUGCAAAAUACGACCGGGGGCUUCGGGGGUGGCUUUGGCCAGUACUCACAUUUAGCUGGAACAUAUGCAGGUCUGCUGAGCCUGGCACUUGUCGGUGGGGAGGAAGCUUACUCGUUGAUCGACCGCAAAGCAAUGUGGCAUUGGCUCGGCCGGCUGAAAGAGAAGGAUGGCGGUUUCCGGAUCUGCGAAGAGGGUGAGGAAGAUGUCAGAGGAGCAUACUGCGCCUUGGUUGCUCUCUCAUUGUUAGGUCUGCCUCUUUCGUUGCCGCCUGAUUCGCCGGCCCGUGAGGGUGGCUUUGAACUGUUUACGGAUGGGUUGGGCGAAUACCUCUCCCGUUGUCAAACCUACGAAGGCGGGAUUGCGAGCUCACCAGGGAGUGAAGCUCAUGGGGCCUACGCAUUUUGCACCAUUGCCUGCUUGUGUCUUCAUGGGGCGCCCCAUGACAUGGGUCGCUUUCUUGAUAUGGACGGGCUUCUAUCAUGGCUCUCUGCCCGGCAAUAUGCUCCUGAAGGCGGCCUUGCUGGUCGGACGAACAAGCUCGUUGAUGGGUGUUAUAGUCACUGGGUGGGAACUUGUUGGCCGCUGGUAGAGGCAGCUUUGGACGGCCCUCAAGACCCCAUCAAAGGCGUUGGCAGAAUCGUGAUUGAAAACCUCUACAGCAGUGAAGGUCUCGCAAGAUACAUACUUUGCUGCUGCCAAGGUCCUGAAGGUGGACUGAGAGACAAACCAUCAAAGUUGCCUGACUCUUACCACACUUGCUACAAUCUGGUUGGGUUAAGUAACAUUGAACACGCUCACACAUAUGCCAACGCAGAAAGUUCAGACCCCUUUGCAUCCGCCUUCACCUGGGAAGCGGCUAGAGCGCAAACACGGAGUGAAGGUGACCCGGCCUCCAUUUUCGAGACGGGUGCUCAGGUCAGAAGUCUCAACCCUGUCUUCGUGAUACCACAUGAUCGUGCCCUCAAGAUGCGCACUUGGGCAGCUGCCAGACCUCUUGAGCCUGCACGAUGAGAUAAGGAGCUGGCGUGGUACAACUGUCAUGCUCGGGCGGGCUUCUGGUC